UGUUGGUCUCUACCGCCAUUCGAGGCGCUAUCAUCGGGUUUUCGACUACAUCCCACCGUCCGCAACCGAGCUAAAUGAAGUCGACAAAGCUAGCAGCGACCUGACGUUCAGAACGUGCCCGGCGAUGUUCUCGACGUUGGAAGACGGCACGGUGGUACGGGGACUCGCCGGGGUGCCCGAGGACGGGCCAGUGCUGCUGGUAGGCAACCACAUGUUGCUGGGGAUCAAGCUCAUCUCUCUUGCCGCGGAGUUCAUGCGGCACAAGAAGGCUGUCGUCCGUGGCAUUGCACACCCGCUGCUGUUCCCAAAGAAGACGAAGACGUGGUCGGAGGGACACGACUUCUUCGACUUCCUCAACCUGUGGGGCGGCGUGCCCAUGACCUACAAGUACAUAUACGAGUUGCUGGCAGCUGGGGAGUUGGUGCUCCUCUACCCAGGUGGUUACAGGGAGGCAAUCCACUGCAAGGGUGAAGAGCACAGGAUUUUCUGGCCAGACCAGACUGAAUUUGUUAGGAUGGCAGCUCAGUUGAAUGCCACAAUCGUGCCGUUUGGAGUCAUCGGAGAGGAUGACCUCUUGAACGUAGGCCAUCACCUGUUAUUUCCGGAUUAAGUCCUGCCUUGCUUAAUUUGCGAGUAAACACAUUCUGCGGUCUUUUUAGGGGCUAUUUCACACUAGAAUCGAAUAGAUGAAACAUCCAUACUUCCAUAGCCAAGAUUUAACAGCCCUCAAACUGCCAGAGAUCCAAAAUUGUAAACACAUGCAUUGCAUAGCAACUAAUCAGCAUUUCCCUUA
Triticum aestivum (bread wheat) is the source of this 793-nucleotide messenger RNA. Its product is annotated as acyltransferase-like protein At3g26840, chloroplastic. Bases 125 to 610 code for a protein of 161 amino acids. Gene Ontology annotation, cellular component: membrane. NCBI's taxonomy places the organism in Eukaryota, Viridiplantae, Streptophyta, Magnoliopsida, Poales, Poaceae. The record is from RefSeq and is a predicted model, not a curated record. The transcript is spliced from 3 exons.